CUCCCAAGUUUGAGGACUUAUGUCGCGGCCAUCAACCGGCAAGUACCUGCGGAAGUGGCAAGACCAGACAACAGUUGCCGGCGGCUCUGCUGUCGGCUGCCUCUGAUCUGCGCGGUCAUCCUCACGGUGUUUCUGAGUUUGGUCUUCCGACUCCCGUCAUUUCUCCACGGCACCGGGCUGGUGGACCUGGAGCAGAGAAUGGCAGGAACAGCUGGCAAUCCAUAUGUGAUCCUGGAGGUGGAGCGGGACACGGCGCCCGAGGAUGUUAGGAAGGCCUACACUUCACAGCUCCGGGACGUGGAGGCCUCCAAGGACUGUCAAGCUUCCAACAAGGCCUGCAGAGCGAAGAAGCAGAACUUGAAGAAGGCUGCCGAUUUCAUACUCAAUGGCGUCCCACGUUCGGCUGAGCCCCAGAAGGAGAAAAAGGCUCGGCGGAAGACCCGAGAGCAAGAACGUUCCGACGACGAUCCUUGGGGCGACUGGAGCGACCAUCUCAAGGCUCAAUGGGAUGCGCUUGGGGAUGAGAUCAAAGAAGGGUCGGCGCAGUUCGCCAAGAACGUGGAGAAGGACUACUUUAGCUGA
Symbiodinium sp. CCMP2456 is the source of this 582-nucleotide messenger RNA. The record is from the annotation of a GenBank genome assembly. NCBI's taxonomy places the organism in Eukaryota, Dinophyceae, Suessiales, Symbiodiniaceae.